Messenger RNA from Naegleria gruberi, 807 nucleotides. RefSeq lists its product as uncharacterized. Bases 1 to 807 code for a protein of 268 amino acids. NCBI's taxonomy places the organism in Eukaryota, Heterolobosea, Eutetramitea, Acrasida, Naegleriidae. The transcript has a single exon. The record is from RefSeq and is a predicted model, not a curated record.
AUGGUAAAAGAAUCCAAAAAUGAUCAAUUUAUGUUUCCAUCUACUGGUGGUAAGCUUAGAAAACAAGGUUUCAUUCCUAAAUCUUCGAAAAGCUAUCCAAAUCACUCCUAUAUCAAUAAGCUAUUCGAUGGUUUUGUAAAAAAGAACCUUCAGAGUAUAAUUGACGACAUUGAAAAGGAAUUAAAUGGUGCUAAAGAAACAAAAGAUAAUGCACAGAAAGUGUUGGAUACUACUAUGAAGGCUUCUUUUAAAGAUGAUUAUUGUUCAAGUGAUGAUGAAGAUGAAUUUGUUGAUAACCUUUUAAAGGAGUAUGAGAAGAACAAAGCAGAAAUCAGUCAAGCUUACAAAAAAAGAAAAACAGAAGCUGUUUCGCCUAUUUUUGCAACCAAAUUGAAAAAUAUCAAUGAAAAGGAUAUGAAGAAAUUUGGUACUUUGGAAAUUCAAUUCUUUAAAGCAAUUGAACUUGACAAAUUCGAAUCCAACUUGAAAUUAGAAAAGUCACACAAAGUUGUUGUUCAAAUGAAAGCGAUUCAAAGCAAGUAUUUCAAGUUUUUAGAUGCUGAACGCAAAUUAUUGGAAGAGAAAGAACAGUUCUUAAAAGAUUGGCAAGAAAGAUACAACAAGAUAGUUUCCGACAAAUCAGCAGCAGAAGAAAACGAAGAUUUGAAAUUAAUGAACAAGAAUAUUGAUAUGUAUGAUACCAUUAUUGCAGGUGUUCAACAAGAAAUGAAAGAAGAAAUCGAAAAAGAAAAGGAACUUGCCAAAACUAAACUACAAGAGAUGUAUGCUAAAUUCAAUAAAAAAUAA